UGAUUUAACUGGAAUCUGCAUGACAUUCUUGUCUGAUGAUAUUUCUCCAAGAGUUUGUAACUUUGUCUUAAACAACCCAUAAAGAAGAAGAAUAAACCAGAAAAAACCACACACACACACACACACACACAUACAUAUCCAGAUAGAGCCUACAGCUAAUCGGAUUGUGCUGACUAAUCAAUAACUCCUCCCAUCAACGGAGGUCAAGUCCACACCAAACUCUUUGUUCCCGAGACGCCGCCGCUGCCGCUUGCGUCGCUGGUGCAAGUGCGAGAACAAGAGGAUGGCUGUGAAACCAUCAAUAUCAGAUCCGGAGGCCGGAACUCAUGCCGUGUCUGUCGUCGGUGACGAGGGUGGCCCUGGCGUCACCGUGCCGCUCCUCCGCCCAUACGGGCAUGAGAUCCAGUACAGGAAGCAGCGGCAAGAGUCUCCGCAGGCUGGUGCUACCUUUGUCAGGACUUGUUUCAAUGGACUCAAUGCCUUAUCAGGCGUUGGGAUAGUAUCGAUUCCGUAUGCGCUCUCGAGUGGCGGAUGGUUGAGCCUCGUCGUUCUCUUCAUGCUGGCAGCCAUCUGCUGCUACACCGGACUACUCCUGCAGCGCUGCAUGCAGAGGAGCCCAGACAUCAAAACCUACCCAGACAUCGGGGAGUUUGCAUUUGGCCACAAGGGAAGGGUAGCCGUCUCCGUCUUCAUGUACCUCGAGCUCUACCUCGUCGCUAUCGGAUUCCUUAUACUGCAAGGGGACAACUUAGAAAACCUGUUCCCCGGCGCCAGUAUCCGGAUCGCAAUGCUUAACAUAGCAGCGAAGCAGCUGUUCGUCAUCCUCGCCGCGCUCGUCGUCCUGCCGACCACAUGGAUGCGGAGUAUGGGGCUGCUCGCUUAUGUUUCUGCCGGCGGAGUGCUGGUUUCCGUCAUCAUGGUUUGCUCUGUGCUUUCAGCUGCCACGGUCGAGGUUGGCUUCCAUGAAAGGGGCAGACUUGUGAACUUGAGUGGAUUGCCAACUGCGUUAGGUUUGUAUGCCUUCUGCUACUGUGGUCAUGCAGUGUUCCCCACCUUAUGCACCUCGAUGAAAGACUCCACCAAAUUCUCUAAGGUACUGAUCGUCUGCUUUGUUCUCUGCACUAUCAAUUACGGAUCAAUGGCGAUCAUUGGAUACCUCAUGUAUGGCGACAACCUGAAAUCCCAAGUGACGUUGAAUCUCCCCAUCGGAAACAUAAGCUCAAAGAUUGCGAUAUACACGACCGUGGUGAAUCCUCUCACGAAAUAUGCACUGAUGGUUACACCCAUCGCAAACGCCAUUGAAGAAAGAUUGGCAGAAUACCACAAAAGCUUGGAACCGUGCCUUACGAGAACACUCCUAAUGCUCAGCAUGGUUACCGUAGCUUUAGCGAUUCCGUUCUUUGGAUACCUCAUGGCAUUCAUUGGAUCAUUGCUGGGUGUGGUUGUCUCCAUUUUGCUCCCAUGUCUCUGCUACCUCAAGAUCUUCAAACCCCACUGCAUUCAUGUGGUGGAGCUGGUGAUUAUUUUCUGUAUUCUGAUGAUGGGGUGCGUGAUGGCAGUCACAGGUACUUACACGUCUUUGAGAGAGAUCUAUCACAAACUAUGAAGAGGCUGUAAGGUGUGAUCAGCCUUAUAAGAGAAAAUUUGUUUUGACUGGUGAAAGGUUAAGCUAUCUCAUAGCAUCAUUGCAGUA
Molecule: messenger RNA, 1693 nt
Organism: Musa acuminata subsp. malaccensis (wild Malaysian banana)
Lineage: Eukaryota; Viridiplantae; Streptophyta; Magnoliopsida; Zingiberales; Musaceae
Product: amino acid transporter AVT1I
Biological process (GO): amino acid transmembrane transport
Cellular component (GO): membrane
Molecular function (GO): amino acid transmembrane transporter activity
Source: RefSeq, a predicted model, not a curated record